This is a messenger RNA of Westerdykella ornata, 1810 nucleotides long. RefSeq lists its product as uncharacterized. Gene Ontology annotation, molecular function: protein binding. Gene Ontology annotation, cellular component: nucleolus; nucleoplasm. Bases 77 to 1486 code for a protein of 469 amino acids. NCBI's taxonomy places the organism in Eukaryota, Fungi, Ascomycota, Dothideomycetes, Pleosporales, Sporormiaceae. The record is from RefSeq and is a predicted model, not a curated record. The transcript has a single exon.
CACCCAACCUCGUAGCGAUUCCCUCAAACCACGAUUUUGAUUGCACUCGCCCGUGACCCAGACGACUCGUGGGGCCAUGGCGAAAAAAGUGAAGGAGACUGGCUCGAAAGAGAAGAAGAAGACGAAAGAGUCCCCGAAACCUGUCAACAACACCACCGAAGCCGCCGCGCCCGCUCCGCUAAUCGACCUCGUCCACGCCUUCCUUAGCGAAAAUGGUUUUACCGAAACGGUUCGAAAGCUGGAAACUGAAACAAAGAAGAAGGAUAUCUCGUUCAAGAAUUCCGGGCAAGGCCGUCCCAGUCUAGUUGACUUGUUUCGCACACUGGAAAGCAAUGGCGCUGGAGCAAAUGCUGCCGAUGUGAUGGAUGUGGAUUCUUCUGCUGAUAGCAGCGCCGUCUCAGAAACCGGCUCGGACAGCGACUCGGAAAGCGACUCGGAGAGUGACUCUGGAAGCGCCUCAAGCAGCGGCUCCAGCAGCAGUUCUCGCGAGGCCUCCAGCGACUCCGAUAGCGACGCUGGGAGUAGCUCCAGCAUCGACUCCAGCAGUGAUGCCAGCGAGUCUAGCAGUGAAUCAGAGUCUGAUUCUGAGCAACGGAGCAAGCAGAAGUCUCAGGCAGCCAAGAAGGGAACCCUAAAGAGGAAGAGAAGCUCAUCGUCUUCUAGCUCCAGCUCAGCGUCAUCGAGUUCUGCAUCUAGUUCUUCAUCUAGUUCUGGGAGCGAUUCUGAAGUCGACCCUGCGAAAGUUCCCCUCCCUCCGUCGGAUGAUUCCAGCGACGCCAGCAGUUCCAGCUCUGGUUCUGAUAGCGACUCCGAUUCCAGCUCAGGAUCCGACAGUGACUCAGAUGCAAAGGAGACCAAGAAGACCAAGAAGACCAAGAAGACCAAGAAGACCAAGAAGACCAAGAAGACCAAGAAGACCAAGAAGACCAAGAAGACCAAGAAGACCAAGAAGGCGGCUACUGCAUCUUCCUCAUCCAGCUCGUCUGGGUCUUCAGAUUCCUCGGACAGUGAACCAGCCCAACCAUCGAAGAAGACCCAAUCGUCGUCGUCUUCCUCUGCAUCCGACAGUUCGUCAGAAUCGUCGGAUGAUUCAGAAAGCGAGUCCGAGACUGCGGCUAAGGAACCUACGGAGGCAGCCAGUACCGCCCAGGAUCGGAACCGGUCGGAUUCAUCCGUGACCUUGGCCAACGACUCUCCUGCGCCUGCAGCUGGAAAUAAGCGCAAGCGCGCCGACGGAGAUUCACCCAAGCCCAAUGGCAAGAAGCCCUUUGAGCGUUUCAAACGUAUUCCCGACACAAUCAAGGUCGAUCCACGACUUGCUAGCAACGAAUAUGUACCCUACGAUUACGCUAAUCGCGCGCACGCUGACCUGGUCGUCACCAAGGGCAAGGGAUUCACCAAGGAGAAGAACAAGAAGAAGCGUGGAUCCUACAGAGGCGGCGUGAUCGACACAGUUGGUGUUAAGAGCAUUCGGUUCGACGACUGAGUUGGAACGUUGGAUAGGAAACCUCCUCAUCCUCCCCCUUUUUAGGAGGAAAUACUUGGCCCUAUCUCAGCUGCCUGUUCCAAGACGACGAUACUGGUGCUCCGCGUCAUUCGGCUUCUCCAGUUUUCGGAGGAGCAUGUCAAUAUCGACUAUUGAUAUUGGCGAGGAUGGAAAAGAGCACAAUCGGGUCAGAAGACUAGUUUUCGUUCCUGUAGCAUGGUGUUGGUGGUCAAGCAAGCUCCAUAUCCCAUGUCCCGGAUUUGCAUUAGAUCCCUUCGAGCAUCAUGGUAGAUUCUAGGUCAAUUAGAUUAUGUUCUAAGUCCA